AUGUUUGCAAAGCUGACCGCCUUGGUGAGCAGCAGUCCUUCAUUCCCAUACAACCUUGGAAAGGCGUAUGGAGUUGCUUGGGGUGCCUCCUGGACUCACUACGAGGGAACCACGAGGGAGGAUGGUAGUGCUGUAUCAAUUUUCAAGGUGUCCUCAACAAAUGCAAAUGACCGCACCCUACAGGCUGCUCGAAACGGGGUCAAACGGUUGAAGAUGGUUCGCCACCCAAAUGUCCUUGCACUGAGGGAUACAUUAGAAGUCGAAGAAAAGGGCUGCACGUCAAUCUACAUCAUCACUGAGCCAGUGACUCCUCUGAUAGAUGUUCUGGAGGAGCUUGAUGUGGCAGGGCCUGCCAGGUGCGAAUUUGUGGCGAUGGGCUUGUUCCACAUUGCAAAAGCUGUGGGCUUUCUCAAUAAUGACUGCAAAUUGAUUCAUGGGAAUGUCUGCAUGCGGGCCGUUGUUGUCACACCAUCAUUGGAUUGGCGCCUGCACGGAUUUGAUAUGUUGAGCGAGCACCAGCCAGCGACGAGCAUUGACUGGCCGCUCAUGCACGCCUCUUGGAUGGUUGGAGCACAGUACAAACCGGCUGAGUUGGGCAAGGCGGACUGGCAAGCCGUGCAGCAAGCACCCCCGUGGGCGGUGGACGCUUGGGGCUUGGGAUGCCUGAUGCAGGAGGUCUACAGCGGCCAGAUGUUGACUCGGACUGAGGACCUCCGAAACGUGGCCUCCAUUUCGAAAGGGCUCCUACCGGACUACCAGCGCCUUCUGGCAUCUCAGCCCACGCGCAGGCUGAACACUGCUAAGCUGGCCGAGUCCUCAGCUCUAAGAACAAAAUUGGUGGACACCAUCUCUUUCAUGGAGUCGCUUGCUGUGAAGGACUCCAACGAGAAAGACUCAUUCUUCAAGCGUCUGCCAACGGUCUUACCGACGUUGCCACUGCCGGUGGUGCAGAGGAAGGUGCUGCCAAUGCUAGCAGGCGCUCUUGAGUUUGGGGGUGCACCAGCUGUAGCGCUCGGUGCUCUGCUGCAGAUUGGCAAGACACUGUCUGAGGAUCAGUUUGCUGCGCAAGUUGUGCCUGCACUGUCCAAGCUGUUUGCUUCAAAUGACAGAACCAUCCGGCGCAGCCUGUUGGAAUCCAUUGAUUCCUAUGGCAGUCAUUUCACACAGGCUGUAGUGGAAGCACGGGUGUACCCUCAUGUGGCCACAGGAUUUACCGACAGCAAUGCGUACUUGAGGGAGCUCACUCUGAAGAGCAUGUUGGUUCUGGCGCCCAAGCUGUCCCAGAAGACCAUUGCCCAGUCCCUGCUCAAAUUCCUUGCAAAGCUCCAGGUUGAUGAGGAGCCAGGCAUCCGUGCAAAUACAACCAUCUUGCUGGGCAACCUUGCAUCACACUUGAGCGAAGCUGCCUGCAAGCGGGUCCUUCUCAAUGCCUUCACAAGGGCCCUAAAAGACACCUUUCCGCCAGCACGGAUCGCCGGUGUCAGGGCAAUGCUGGCAACUGCAUCGCGGCACUCGCCUGAGGAGAUUGCCUUGCGAGCUAUUCCAGCUCUUGGCCCUCUGUCUGUGGACCCUAUCGCUGAGGUGCGA
Molecule: messenger RNA, 1587 nt
Organism: Coccomyxa subellipsoidea C-169
Lineage: Eukaryota; Viridiplantae; Chlorophyta; Trebouxiophyceae; Coccomyxaceae
Product: ARM repeat-containing protein
Exons: 10
Biological process (GO): protein phosphorylation
Molecular function (GO): protein kinase activity; ATP binding
Source: RefSeq, a predicted model, not a curated record